Chironomus riparius is the source of this 1635-nucleotide messenger RNA. Lineage: Eukaryota; Metazoa; Arthropoda; Insecta; Diptera; Chironomidae. The record is from the annotation of a GenBank genome assembly.
CAAGACACGCGUGUGAGUGUUGGCAAUACAUUAGCACAUGAUAAUAGUGGUCGUUAAAAUGUUACUUCAUGUAUGAAAAAAAAUAAAUUAAAGCACAUUACAUUGAAGCGAGUAUUCUCAUUCUGAUUUGAAAAAUUAACCAUUCAAGACGUUUUUGCUUGACGUUCUCAAAAUAAAUUAUAAAUCGGUGAUCUAGCAUUUAACAGCUUUACCUCAAGUGAUAAAUAUAUUAAUUUUCUUUGUAAACAAUUUAAAGAUUAAAAACUUAAUAUAAACAUGGGAUUAUCUUGCGGUGCAUCCGUUGUCAAAUAUGGAAUUUUUAUCUUCAAUUUACUUUGUGCUGUUGCCGGUAUUGCUUUGAUUGUGGUUGGAGCAAUUCCAUUGUUCAAACUUGAUGACAUAAGAGAUGCUUUUCCUGAAAAUGAGCCAGCCAUUGUGCCUAUCAUUGUUGUAUGUCUUGGUUCAAUCAUCUUCUUAAUCAGUUUCUUUGGAUGUUGCGGUGCUAUUCGUGAGAAUCAAUGCAUGGUAUCAACGUAUGCCUUCUUCUUACUUAUCCUCGUUAUUCUCCAAAUUGUCGUUGCUGUAUUUGCCUUCAUGUACACAGCAGAUCUAGCAAAUGCCGCAAAAGAUGGAUUCGGUAGAUUAUUUGAUGACAGAGAAAAUCCAUCAACAGGAGCAGCUAUCGAUCAAAUUCAACGUGGACUUGAGUGUUGCGGAACAACGGGACCUGCUUCUUGGGGAGUUGGUAACAUUCCACAAUCUUGUUGUGCUGAAGCUAGUUGCAAUUUACUAAAUUCACAUCCAACUGGAUGUUCGACAAUGCUCGCAGAUAUUGUUAAUGGAUCAGGUCUUUUAAUUGCAUGGUUUGCAAUUAUUUUUGCUGGCAUUGAACUUGUCGGUGUUAUCUUUGCUUGUUGUCUCGCAAACUCAAUCCGCAAUGCAGACAGAAGACAGUAUGCUUAAACUAAUCAAACCAAAGUUAAAUAAGAGAGUCGAGACAAGAGUUUUAGAUUUAUGUACAAAUUAUUCAUUCUUUAUGUCAUCAGAUAGUAUUCGAUGGAUGUAAAAGUAAUUGACGAGUAUUUUGCUGUGUGAUAUCAUUCCUGAAAAAAGUUAUAUGAUAUGAAAAAAAGUAUGUCACUAAACUUUUAUCUCCAUCAAUUUUUCUUUUAUCAUAAUUUUUUUGUUUACUUAAAUACACGCAAAACGACAGUCAGAUAACGAAAGUUAAGGGCAAAAAAAUAUACAUCAUUUAUUGACGAUGAAAAAAAUAUCAAAAAAUUAAAUUUCAUAGUUUUAAGGCACACAAUUUUCAAUAAAUGUUUCGAAAACUUAACAAAAUUAAAAUCUUAUCGAUGCUUCUAUCUUUAUCAGAAUUUUCAGGUUUUUGGCAUCUUUCAAAAUUUAUUUAAACCUGUUUCAUAGGCUUAAGAUCAUCAGCAAUUUUAAAUGGACAGCCGGUUGAUGCAACAAGUUGUUCCAUAUUAACAUCUGGCGCCAAUUCCAUAAGGGUUAAUCCAUCAUCCUUGUCAACUGAAAAGACUGCUUUCUCUGUGAUUAUCAAGUCUACACAGCUUUUUCCAGUCAACGGAAGUGAGCAUUGGCUCAAAAUCUUUGGUGCUCCAUUCUUGCUGU